CCACCACCGCACCCCGAGCCCCGGCGACGAGCACGACGGCCCCGUGCCAAUUGACCCCCCGACCUUUUCACGCCGCACCUGAAGAGCCUUGCUAGUCAGACGACCGGGACCACUACUCCACAAACCCGAAGGAGACGACGGGCUGCCCCAACCGACGAAGGGCGAGCUUCGAACAUCGAUCCUCUCCCGAUCCGAACCGCGCUUUUUGUCCACCCAGUCCCUCACGAGACAGCGGUAUAACACCAACCACACUCGGCACAAUGUCGUUCACUCUUCCUUCACUUCGAGGCCUCGCCUCCCGGUUCCUAACCCGGCCAACCACCCUCACAACCACCCUCUCCAACCCCUCGACAACGACACAAUGCCUCGCGGCAUCAGCCCGAGCCCUCUCGACGACCCCCAGCUUGCUCGCGCCGCCGGGCGCCAAGAGCCAAAAAGGCCCCUCCAAGGGCCCCAGCAAAGGCGGCAAGCCGCAGCAGGGCAAGAAGAAGAUCAAGCGGGGCGAGGAGGUGCGGGACCCCAAGAUGAUCAACAUGCUGUCGCACUUCGCGGUGCUGUCGCCGAACCGGAUCCCGCCGCCGCUGCGGAUGGGCCGCAACCGGCACCUGCGGCACUGGACGAUCCACCGGGCGUGGCUGCUGUUCCGGCGGCGCGAGCGCGAGGCCCGCGAGCGCAACCUGAUGCGCCAGCACCAGAGCAUGCGCAGCGCCUGCGAGGAGCUGCGCCUGACCGCGGGGCCCGGAACCCGCGACGAGGGCUACCUGUACCGCGCGGCGAUGGAGAAGAAGGGCGUCUACGGCCUGCACGGGGUGCCGAUCGAGUACGCACGGGCGCAGACCGAGACGCCGGCCAAGGUGGCGUGGAAUCACGAUUGGAAGCGGUGA
Molecule: messenger RNA, 884 nt
Organism: Chaetomium fimeti
Lineage: Eukaryota; Fungi; Ascomycota; Sordariomycetes; Sordariales; Chaetomiaceae
Exons: 1
Coding region: 261-884 (207 amino acids)
Biological process (GO): mitochondrial translation
Molecular function (GO): structural constituent of ribosome
Source: RefSeq, a predicted model, not a curated record